UUGCAUUGCAGUAUUGCACCACUCAUUGCUCGCGAGUGUGUGUGUUCUCUUCUCCUCUCUUCUCUUCAACCCUCUCUCUCUCUUUCAUCUUCCAACGCUUCAAACAGUUCAGAUAAUUCACACAAGAACGAAGAAGAAGAAGAAGAAGAAGAAGACGAGUUUCAUUGAAAAAUCACAGUGUCAAUUUCUGGUUGAAAUCUUCUUCAUCACACAAUGCCAUUUGAAAGAAACUCUCCGGCAAGGUGCUUCAUGACGCCACCGCCGCCGCGGCUUUCUUCGUGGAGGUCGACGCCUUCACGCUCUCCCAUCAUGAUGCCGCUUUCAGAGAGAAAGAGAUCAUCACCGAACAAAGAUGAUCCUUAUCAUGUGAUUCACAAGGUUCCUGCUGGUGAUUCUCCCUAUGUUAAAGCCAAGCAGGUUCAGUUGGUGGAUAAGGAUCCUGGGAAAGCCAUUUCACUGUUCUGGGCUGCAAUCAAUGCUGGGGACCGUGUGGAGAGUGCUUUGAAGGAUAUGGCCUUAGUCAUGAAGCAACUGAACCGUUCUGAUGAGGCAAUCGAAGCUAUUAAAUCAUUCCGGCAUCUGUGCCCUCCUGAUUCCCAGGAAUCCCUAGACAACAUCUUGGUUGAACUCUACAAGAGGUCAGGAAGGGUUGAUGAAGAGAUUUCCAUGCUUCAUCACAAGUUGAAGCAAAUUGAAGAUGGUGUCACUUUUGUGGGGAGGACAACCAAACAAGCAAGAUCACAAGGGAAGAAGAUUCAUGUAACUGCUGAGCAAGAGAUAUCACGGAUACUGGGGAACUUGGCUUGGGCUUACUUGCAGAAAGGUGACUAUAAAGCUGCUGAAGAACAUUAUAGAAAAGCACUGUCUUUUGAGGUUGAUAGGAACAAACAGUGCAAUUUGGCAAUCUGUUUGAUGCAAACGAACAGGAUUACAGAAGCAAAAUUUCUGCUCCAGGCUGUAACCACCGCUUCUAAACAUAGAAAGAUGGAUGAUUCAUGCGCUAAAUCUUUUGAACGCGCUUCGCAAAUGCUGAUGGAUAUGGAGUCGUCAUCGUCACAGUGCUCUCCACUAAGUAACUUGAGUGGAAAGAGCUCUGACAUGGUUCAAAGUAGGACACAAAAUUGGUCUGUGACAUCUGAGGGGGAAGUAUCUAAUGCCAGGAGGAGAUUGUACGAGUCCCCUGAACCAGCAAGAAGAGACCUGAAGGUUCCUUACACAAACACAAAAAAAUGUUCAUGGGGCUUCAAUAAUGGACCUCAAAGGGAAACUUGGGGAGAUGUCCAUUCAGAUCCAAAACCUUCAUUUGGGAUUCCUUCUACACAAAAUAAUUUGUCUUUACCUGCCAAUGGAAAGUGGAAUGCGAGGACAAUGGUAAAGCGUGAAGAUAAAACAGCUAUUGGUUCUGGACUAUACACUUACUCCAAUACAGAAACAGAUAGAAAGUUUAAAGAGGACAAAUUUGCUGUAGAAUCAAAUGACAUGGUUGUGAAUGGUGCCAAUCAAUUUGCAAGUUCUAUUGGCACAGACCAAAGAAGCAUAAAACCAGUGGAGAAGAAGAGCUGGGCAGACAUAGUAGAAGAAGAACAAAAUGAAGGGCAUGACUUCUUUGGGGGAUAUACUAGAUUUGAUGGUCAGGAAGGUGCUCAAGUGUUUAAUAAAGAAAAUGAGAACUCAAACAUAGUCUUUCAACGUCCUUGGCCGCUUAGCGAGACCAAAUGUAUAAGCAAAAAGCUUGAGUCCAUGGACUUGAAAGAUGGACAUCAUGGAUCCGGCACUGUAAUUUUGUCAAGGAAGCCAGCAGUAAGGCGCUCUCUGUGUUUCAAUCCUGAACUGGCAAAGGAAAGGGAUUCAUCAUUGUCUGAGGAGAAGAAACCACCAAGGAACAACAGGCUGCAGGUUUUCAAGGAUAUCGCUCUUCACCCUGAAACCCCAUGACCCUUUAGCAGUGAACAAAUGUCCUUGUGGAUUGAGAAGGAUCCAACUGUUGCACUGUUAAGGCUUUAUUGGCUUCAUUAUAGGACCAUGGCUAGCUUUUAUAUAAGGCAUUUUGCUGAUUAGUUAGCGGAUUCUUUCAUUCUUAAUCAUUUUUUUAUUUGCAAAAACAACCUUUGUAAAUCCAUACUCAUGUUCCUAUACUGUAAAAUAACUUUUAUCAGUUGUAUUGAAA
Lotus japonicus is the source of this 2167-nucleotide messenger RNA. Its product is annotated as protein POLLENLESS 3. Gene Ontology annotation, molecular function: protein binding. Bases 214 to 1935 code for a protein of 573 amino acids. The record is from RefSeq and is a predicted model, not a curated record. The transcript is spliced from 6 exons. NCBI's taxonomy places the organism in Eukaryota, Viridiplantae, Streptophyta, Magnoliopsida, Fabales, Fabaceae.